Molecule: messenger RNA, 5366 nt
Organism: Chionomys nivalis (European snow vole)
Lineage: Eukaryota; Metazoa; Chordata; Mammalia; Rodentia; Cricetidae
Exons: 6
Coding region: 1605-2045 (146 amino acids)
Source: RefSeq, a predicted model, not a curated record
UGCCUCAGCUUCCUGUGUAGUGGGAUUUCAGGCAGGAGUCAGCCAAGUUGGCUUGGGAAGAACAUGAUUUCAUGAGGAGCAAGUGUUCAGUCACUUCCAAGGGGAUCAAAGGAAUUAUUAAGAUUAAAGUGGGGCUUGAGGAUGAACAAUAAUCCAGGGAGAAGGGAAUAUAUGGUAUCCCUUGAGCUAAUGACUACGUCCAUUCACUUCCGUGUUGGUGGUCAGAAGUCAAGUUAAAUCAGGACUUUAGGGAGACAAAUAAACCAGGGAUGCCAGUUGUCUUUGGCAGGGCACAGGACGAAGUAACAGAACAGAGAGUUGUGAUUGUGGAUGAAGAUGUAGGAGCACCUGCCUGUGCCUCAAAGUGUGUGUGUGUGUCUGUGUGUGAUGUGUGUCUCUGUGUGAGUGUGUCUGUGUGUAUGCAUGUGUGUGCGCAUGUGUGUGCUCAUGUAUGUGUAUACAUGUGUGAAUGGGUGAAUGUGUCUGUUUUGUGUGAAUGUGUGUGAGUGUGUCUGUGUGUUUACAUGUGUGUGUUCAUGUGUGUGUGUAUUCAUGUGUGUGACUAUGUAAAGGUGUCUGUUUGUGUCUGAAUGUGUGUGUCUAUAUAUGUGUCUGUGUGUUGGCAUGUAUGUGCAUAUGUGUGACUUGAGUGUGCAUGUAUGUGUAUGGGUUUGUUCAUUUGUGUGUCUGUGUGUAUGCAUGUGUAUGUGUCUUAGUGUACAUGUGUGUGAGUCUGUAGGUGAGUGUGUCUGCAUGUGUUUGUGCAUGUGUGUGUAUGCAUGUGUGUGACUGUGUUUUAUAUGUGUUUGUACAUGUGUGUGUACAUGGGAUUGCAUGUGUGUGUUAUUGCAUGUCUCUGUGUGUGUGUCUGUGUGUGUGCAUGUGUAUGUGUCUCUGUGUGUUUAUUUGUGUGUGUCUCUGUGUCUGUGUGACUAUGUUAGAAGCCAUGUGUGGUGAUGAGCAGGGAAAGUCAUGAUUUGGCUUCCAUGGUGCUUGAGCGAACAGGUUGUUAGGAGAAGGUGAAGUGUGAGAGAGACCUGUAUGAUGGAGAGUCUGAGUGACCAGGUAAAAUGAAGGGUAAGUCAAAGACCAUUGUAAAAAGAAGGGAGGGAAAAUUGGUCCCAGUCAUGAGCAGGAUGGAGGACAGGAAGAAUCUAGGCACCAGAGACAGAAUUAUCUGGUGGCAGUAUAAGUGCACUGGUGGGUAGGAAUUCUGGCAGCCAUUUUGGUGACCUGCCCUAACUGUAGAGCCAUGGAACAUGGAACUUGACUAAUGUUCUGUUUCCUACUGGACUCCUGAGUAACUGAGAUCACCAAAGAGGGGGUAAAACUUGGUCCCAGAGGACGUGUAGUUUGCUCUGACCGUGCCUUGCCAUAGGAUCAGAAGAAACUGGGAGUGUAACAGGUUUGUGCCUCUUCCAGCUGUGUAAAUACACUGUCUCAGGAGUGUACUACCUCUAGGGAGAGGUCAGGCCUCCACCUGUAUGUGUGACUAACUUGACUCCUUCAAUCCCCUACUUCAGGGACUCUAGUGGGGUCUUGUCUGCCGUGAGUUCUGUGAAGAACAUAGAAUACAUAGAGAAAGUGGAAUCUCACUUGAGGCUAUGGCUACUAAUGGCAACUCUCACGUGAAUGUUAAGCAGGGUCUCGCCAAACCAGGAACCAUGGAUGGGCAGCAGGGCAAUGUUCAGCAGCCUGAAGCCCUGCCUCACACAGUUGUGCAGCAGGACAUCUCCCAGGUGCCUCUGUUGCUACACUGGCCCACAGUAAUUGUACCUCUGAACUAUGUUCCAGCGAAUUUGAAUCCUCAUAUGACCAUUACUUUCUCAUGGAAUCCCAGCCAGCCGGUGACUAUACCUUGUGUGACCUCUAACAUGAUCUUGGACCCCUGCAUCUGCAGUAUCCCGCUUGUAGUGCCGUCACACGACGUGGGCCCUGACAAUGCCGACCAGACCAAUGAUGUCAUCUCCACCCAGACCAAUGAUGUCGCCAACCAGCAGGGUCUUGAAGUCAACACCCAACUGCCAGGUCCUGAUGGGGAGUGAAGACUAAAGCUGUCCUGCCUCCCGAUGUCACCACCUCAGCCUACACACUCUGCUUCACCCAGUGACACCGGAACAUCUUGAUAGCACCCCACUCUCGCCCUAAGUGAGAUUCAAAGCUGGGCUGCCACAGACUUCCUGUCAUUGACUGAAAAUACAACAUAGUUCCUGUCCAAACUCAUUAUUUAUCUUAGGCCUUUAAGCAUUUUGUGGGCUUUCAAACUACUAUCUUGAGGUAGGAAAAUGAUUUAUCUGUGGUUGUAGGCUCUGGAUCUGGCAUCUUUUUGUUUUUUAAGUUGAUUGUUUUAUUUGAAGCACCUGAAUUUGUUGUAAUAAGAGUGGCGGGGCUGCGUCCCCAGCACCCGACCGCCCGCAUGGCUAGCUUAUGCCCCGAAAUAAUUACACGGAAACUGUAUUCUUUUAAUCACUGCCUGGCCCAUUAGUUCCAACCUCUUAUUGGCUAGCUCUUACAUAUUGAUCUAACCCAUUUCUAAUAUUCUGUGUAGUACCACGAGCUGGCUUACCAGGGAAGAUCUUAACCUGCGUCUGUCUGGAGUGGGAGAAUCAUGGCGACUCCUUCACUCGGCUUCUUUCUCCCAGCAUUCUGUCUGUUUACUCCGCCUACCUAAUUUUCUGUCCUAUUAAAGGGGCCAAGGCAGUUUCUUUAUUACUUAACCAAUGAAACAACAAAUAGAAAGAUGACCCACCUCCAUCAUUUCCCCUUUUUCUGUUUAAGCAAAAAAUGGCUUUCACUUUAACAUGGUAAGAUUACAUAUAGCAAAACAGUUAUCAAGCAAGAAUUACAGUUAUAAUAUUUAUAUCUAUUUUAUCACAACUAAGGAAAACUAUAACUAUCUAUCCAUUCUUCAACUCCAUCAAAGACUCCAGAAGGAUAUAAUAUUACCUAAGCAAACAAGAGAUCCAAAACUCUAGAAAUGACAGAGACAUCUCACUGCCUGGACAGUCACCCAAAGUUCUUUUGUACUGUUGGGGCAUCCAUCUUCAACCUUCAGGCCCAUAGUAUCCAGCAGACAUUUUCAUCAAGCAGGAAAUUCCAAAGACAGUUCAGUCACUUUUUGCUGUGUCCUGCAGAAUGUCUUGAAGACUCUUUCAUGAGUCAGGAACCCCGAAAAUCCAUCUCACCUUUAGGCAAGUUCAGCAGUUCUUUUUCUGCAGGUUCUUUGUGUCCAGUUUAUGCAACAGUCCAGGCAUGAGCAGUUUCAUGCCCAAAUGGCUAUCAAACUCCAUAAGGAGCCUCUUCGGUGCCCAUCUUCCUCUUGAAGUAGAUUGGUGGUGCCAGGAGCAGAGUGUCUCAUUGUCAUGAAAAGCCCUAAGUUAUUAAAACAUUAAAUGCCAUAUUCUGUAGCCUUUGAAAGAUAUGAAGAAUGCCUAUCUGAAAUAUAUCUAUGCACAUCUAGAAAAUCUAACUAACAUGACUACAAGCUUGACAAUUAUCGAUGAUUAUCCAUUAACAACCUAUAUACAUUACAUUUUUUAAUGAACUAUACAAUCACAAUACCUUAAUCAAGAUUAGAAAUAUGCAUACACAUAUAACAAAAUUGACCUUCAAAUCCACACCAAUGCAAAUUAUUCAUAUCUAUAUCAUAUCCCCCUUUAAAUGUAAAAGAACAUUUAUAAACAAUAUUUGGGAACAUGGGCGCAGUUUUUUCUCUCCAAACUGCUUCCUGCUGUAUUGGGGCGCUGUUAACUAGGUCUUUCAUGGUAUAACCUGUGUGUCAGGGUCAUCUCAGUCGGCAGUUGAAUGAAGUAAUUUUCUGAAGGUGUUCACAGCAACCUUUCAGGAGGGCGUGGUCUAUCAUACCAUAUCGGGAUAGACGCAAUCCACAGAGUCUCAUCCUCUGUGAAAACAAAAGAAGACCCUCUCCAAAGCAUCAUAUCCUUAGACCCAUAUUCUGAAAUCAUAAUACCCUUAUAUCCAUUCUGGUUUAGCUUGGCAGCCCAUAUAAUGAAAUGUCUCUCUGCACUUAGCUCCUUUACAGUCAAAAAUUUUAAAGAAAACACAAUAAUACAAAGAAUCCAGACUCUCUGUGAAUUUUCCAUUUUUACGUGGCUUAUUUUUCUUUAUUUCUUUUAAUCUAUAACUAUCUGUACUCUGUCUCUUUAAAGACUUUACCCUUUUUUAAGACAUUAACUUUAUUCUUUAUAUAUAUUUUUUCUCUCUCUCAAGCCUUCGUACAUUCAUCCAACAGUGUCUGAAUCAGUUCUAUUGUGAAUCUGUAAUUUUUUUACUAUCCAGGAGCACUUUGUUUUGCGCUUUUAAAUCGCUAAGCACUUAAGAAUCUAAGCUGUGUCAUUCCUAGGUCAAAAACAGGUACUGCCAGCUUGCCCCGCCCAGUCCAACAUGGCAGAGCUGCUCGUGCCUCUGAUUCUUGCACAUUGCACCAGUAGCAUGGUGGAGCUGCUUGUGCCUCUGAGCCGCAGCACAAAAUGACUUCCUUUUAGGCACACAGUGAGUCUAGUUGCCAUCAAACAAAUCGUAGCACUUUACUCCAAAUGCUCCAUUCAAAAGCUCUGUCUCCUGCAGGAGCCAGACAGAGAUCGCGAUGGCGGCACAGCCCAGAAAGCCGGCAUUUUAAAACAGCCAGUUUUUUCCUGUUGCUGAGUCAGGACAAUUUCUUUGCGGCACGCAACCCACAAACAGCAAAAAGCUGUCUUAAAUUCUCUCUGUGUCCUUUUUAAGCUCUCUCAGGUUUUACGUGGAGUUCAUUAGCACGCUGGGCGCCACUCUGUUGUAAUAGGAUCGGCGGGGCUGCGUCCCCAGCACCCGACCGCCCGCAUAGCUAGCUUAUGCCCCGAAAUAAUUACACGGAAACUGUAUUCUUUUAAUCACUGCCUGGCCCAUUAGUUCCAACCUCUUAUUGGCUAGCUCUUACAUAUUGAUCUAACCCAUUUCUAAUAUUCUGUGUAGUACCACAAGCUGGCUUACCAGGGAAGAUCUUAACCUGCGUCUGUCUGGAGUGGGAGAAUCAUGGCGACUCCUUCACUCGGCUUCUUUCUCCCAGCAUUCUGUCUGUUUACUCCGCCUACCUAAUUUUCUGUCCUAUUAAAGGGGCCAAGGCAGUUUCUUUAUUACUUAACCAAUGAAACAACAAAUAGAAAGAUGACCCACCUCCAUCAUGAAUUUUGCAGUGUGUCAUAAAAUCUGCACUGUGCUGGGCAUUAUCAACACUCUGUUCACAAGAUUCAGAGUCCUUAACUUGGCAGCCCUUUUUGUGUCUUCAUCGUUUGCAUAUGCGAAUAAUUCUAAUGUAGACAUGUCUUUGGAUAUGUCAAGGUUUUUCAACUGGGUUGAGUAACCUGUGU